AUGUCGUCCGACGCGAAGCUCGUCCGAGGUGCUCUGCAGAGGAACCCCAACCACAUCCGUAACGGCCUCAAGUCCUACGUUCAUGCUCUGCAGAAAUGGAACAUCGGUCCCUCGGUCGAAGGUCCCUAUUGCAGAGUGAAUCAAGUCCACCAGCAAGGCUCCCAGGCCAUUUUCAAGCAAACCGGCAAGCGUGUUGGCGGCAGAGCUCAUGUUCGAAGCCAUGUUCUCGCCAAGAAAGACCCAUCCAGUGGUCAGAACGGCAACGUCCCAGCAGAAGAUAUCGAAAACAAUGCAGAAUACCUGGCCACCGUCACGAUCGGUACGCCCGGCCAGCAGCUCGCGUUGGACUUUGACACAGGCAGCGCCGAUCUAUGGGUGUGGAGCACUGAACUACCGUCUUCCCUCACAGGACAGGCUGGCGACAACAAGCACACAAUCUUCGACCCGAAGAAGAGCUCCACUUUCCAAAAGACUUCUGGUUCGACAUGGUCAAUCUCGUAUGSCGAYGGCUCGACUGCGUCCGGUGAUGUAGGAACCGACAACGUCACUGCCGGAGGUCUUGUGGUCGAGAACCAGGCUAUCGAGCUGGCGAAGACUUUGAGCACGCAAUUCGCGCAAGGACCUGGUGAUGGUCUUCUUGGUCUUGCUUUCGGUUCCAUCAACACAGUACAGCCUGGUCCUGUCAACGCUCUGGUCGAGAACAUGAUUGCUCAAUCCGAUUUCCCAAAGGACACGGAGCUCUUCACUGCUUAUCUUGGUAGCACCGGUGUGGCUAGUAGCAGCUCGACUGGAUCUUCUUCAAGCACCGAUGCCACCAGCUUCUAUACGUUUGGGUACAUUGACCAGGACGCUUUGGAUGGCCAGACGCCAACCUACACUCCAGUCGACAGCUCUCAGGGCUUCUGGACAUUCGAUAGCGCCUCAGCAAAGGUUGGUGACAAGACCAUAAAAAGGACUGGCAACACCGCAAUUGCCGACACUGGUACGACCCUCGCUCUGGUGGGAGACGACUUGUGCAAGGCGGUCUAUGGUGCCAUCAAAGGCGCCAAGCAGAGCUCUCAGCAGCAGGGAUGGGUCUUUCCCACCAGCACAGAUCUCGCAUCCUUGCCGAAGAUCCAGGUCGCUGUCGGUGAUGCAUUCUUCACCAUCAACCCAGAGGAGCUCCCAUUCCAAGAUCUCGGCGAUGGCACAUACUACGGCGGUAUUCAAUCUCGUGGUGACCAAGGAUUUGACAUCCUCGGUGAUGUCUUCUUGCGCUCCGUCUAUGCCAUCUUCGAUCAGGGCAACASUCGCUUUGGCGUAACGCAGCGGCCUUCCACGCUCCGGAAUGGCUCGUCAGAUGCGCCUUCUUAUUGA
Ramularia collo-cygni is the source of this 1356-nucleotide messenger RNA. Its product is annotated as related to pepsin precursor. Lineage: Eukaryota; Fungi; Ascomycota; Dothideomycetes; Mycosphaerellales; Mycosphaerellaceae. Gene Ontology annotation, molecular function: aspartic-type endopeptidase activity. The transcript is spliced from 4 exons. Gene Ontology annotation, biological process: proteolysis. Bases 1 to 1356 code for a protein of 451 amino acids. The record is from RefSeq and is a predicted model, not a curated record.